Molecule: messenger RNA, 606 nt
Organism: Danaus chrysippus (African queen)
Lineage: Eukaryota; Metazoa; Arthropoda; Insecta; Lepidoptera; Nymphalidae
Source: the annotation of a GenBank genome assembly
UUGAGAUUGUUUUCCCCGGUCAAAGUGGCUCGAGACCUUGAAGGGUGCGGGGAGGUGGGCGGAGCAGCACCAGCAACAGGUCAGAUGAGAUCAAUACGGAGGCUGGAGCAGCGAACAUGCGCACACAGACCCGCGACCACCAUGCGCCUUGCGAUCCUCCUCACGCUGUCAUUCCUAGCACCAGGUGAUUGUGACCUGUUACGGGAUAGUGUCCACGUGACAUCAGCGGCGGCAAGGCCUAAUAAUGAGCUGUGGUGUUACAAGUGCCUGGCAGAGGAUCCAGAUGGACCCUGUGCUGAUUUACGGCACAAUAACUCAGCACUCAUACACAAAUGUAACAACGAAAGGCGAAUGUGUAUGGUAAAAAGAUUUUCGUAUACGACUUCAAAUGAAAACUCCACAACAGCUCUGAAGAUGUGGGCAUUGGAACGCAACUGCACAAAGCAUUGUGAAGCUGGAUGCAUUGUCAUCGGUGAAAGGACCAAGCUGUACGCCUGUACUUCGUGUUGCACAACCUCACUAUGCAACUACGGAUCUGGCGCUCAACAAUUUACUAUAUACUUCCUUAUAAAUACUUUCAUUACUGCUCUAGCUCUCCUUAUUUAA